UUUACAGUUUACCGUUAUUUUUUUCUGCCAUUUACUCACCAUACGUUUCACAAAUAUUUAAAAAAAUAAAGUCGUUGACACUAUGCACAUAUCUAAUUACUAGUAUGCCAAAGUAGAUAGGUACGUCAUAGAAACAUGAUGAUGGUUUCAUAGAUUUCGUGAUAGAGACGAUAUUUAUUUAUAUUAUGAGAUCGUAACGAUUAUGAGGAGGGCAAUAUAGGGAUAGAACGAAAUUUUUGGUAUAACUAAACGGAAUGUUUCUGUUAUGAUGCUGAUAUUGAUUUGCAUAUAACUCUAGAAGGAGCUACAAUGUCGCUUCUCAAACUUCUAAAAGCACCAAGCUUGCUGUUUAAAAAGGAUGUUAUUACAUUCGUUAUUAUUCGUCGGCAGGAUUUGGGUGUAAUGCAUGAAAGACUUCGCUACAUAGCGGUUAAGCCGUCUGCAUCAAUAUCCAUGCUUAGACAGAAAGUGUGGCAUCUCCUCGACCUUCCUGACUAUUGUGACGAAAUCAUCAAACUCAAAUCACAAGAUGGCAAAGAACUACCAUUAACUGAACUGCGGAAAGGCAACGAUCCACAACAUCCUUAUAUAUUAGAAGUGUGGCUGCCUGGAAAUUCGCAUUCUUCAUCAACUACAUUUCAUAAUAUGAUUACAAUGGGCGAUAGCACAAUUCUGAAUCGAAACACGAGCUCUAGCGGAGAUUUUGAGGAAAAUGUACAUAACGACGCCAGUGCGAAAUCCUUAGUUCCAGGCCAAGCAUUAUCCAACAAAACAAUGCCAGUUAACAAAAUCCAGGAUACCGGAGACAAUCCCCCAAACCUCUUACACGAAUAUAAGCCAGCGGACAUGACAGUUAAGCUAUCUACAUCCUCCAUCUUUUACAAACUCCACGCUAGAAAGAGCCGCGACAAUUUCACCAACAUUUUGUUAAAAAUACAAAACGAUCUUGUCAUUCUUAGCAACAAAUUAUCCAAUUUGGAGAAUAAAAUUCACAUGUAAUUUUUUAGAAAUAAAACAAAAUGUGUCAAAAUAAAGAUUUAUU
Colias croceus (clouded yellow) is the source of this 1042-nucleotide messenger RNA. RefSeq lists its product as uncharacterized. Lineage: Eukaryota; Metazoa; Arthropoda; Insecta; Lepidoptera; Pieridae. The transcript has 4 exons. The coding region runs from base 310 to 999 and encodes 229 amino acids. The record is from RefSeq and is a predicted model, not a curated record.